Molecule: messenger RNA, 888 nt
Organism: Gadus chalcogrammus (walleye pollock)
Lineage: Eukaryota; Metazoa; Chordata; Actinopteri; Gadiformes; Gadidae
Gene: crx
Product: cone-rod homeobox
Exons: 3
Coding region: 1-888 (295 amino acids)
Biological process (GO): regulation of transcription by RNA polymerase II; multicellular organism development
Cellular component (GO): nucleus
Molecular function (GO): DNA-binding transcription factor activity, RNA polymerase II-specific; RNA polymerase II cis-regulatory region sequence-specific DNA binding
Source: RefSeq, a predicted model, not a curated record
AUGAUGUCCUACAUAAAGCAACCUCAUUACACAAUGAACGGGUUAAAUAUGGCUGGACCUGGAAUGGAUCUACUGCAUACGACAGUGGCAUAUCCAUCCACCCCCAGGAAACAGCGUCGGGAGCGCACCACUUUCACUCGCACCCAGCUGGACAUCUUGGAGGCCCUAUUCUCCAAGACGCGCUACCCAGACAUCUUCAUGAGGGAGGAGGUUGCUCUGAAAAUCAACCUGCCCGAGUCACGUGUUCAGGUUUGGUUUAAGAACCGCCGGGCCAAGUGUCGCCAGCAGCAGCAGCAGAGCAGCGGCCAGUCCAAACCGCGGCCCCCCAAGAAGAAGGCCUCUCCCGCCCAGGACCCCGGCCCCGGCGAGGCCAUGGCCAACCCGGCGGGCAACUACAGCCCCUCCCCGCUGCCGACCGGCCCCACCCUGUCGUCCGUGUCCAGCGCGGGCGGGAACGCCGCCGUGUCCAUCUGGAGCCCGGCCAUCUCCCCCCUGCCCGACCCUCUGGCGUCGUCGGCGCCCUGCAUGCAGCGGCCCUCGCACUACCCCAUGAGCUACGGCCAGCCGUCCGCCUACGCCCAGGGCUACGCCGGCACCACCUCCUACUUCACCGGCCUGGACUGCAGCGCCUACCUCUCCCCCAUGCACUCGCAGAUGUCGGGCAACGGGGGCGCCCUGAGCCCCAUCACCGUGCCCUCCAUGGGGGGCUCGCUGAGCCAGUCCCCGGCCUCCCUGUCCUCCCAGGGCUACGGCACCGCCUCGUCCCUGGGCUUCACCUCCGUCGACUGCCUGGACUACAAGGACCAGCAGGCCUGGAAGCUGGGCUUCACCACCAUGGACUGCCUGGACCACAAAGACCAGAACUCCUGGAAGUUCCAGGUGCUCUGA